UUACGUGCACUUUCAUAAGUGUUGACUACACUGACAUAUCUACGAGUGGUUUGAAGUGGCAGCUCGAUUCCCGGGCGUAUCACAUUCUGAGUGUAUUCAUAUUGAGUUGCUUCGACACUGGAGGACAGUCGAGCGACAAACUGCCACCAUGAUGGGCUUGCACUGCGUGGUGUUCGCCGCUCUGGUGGUGUGCGCCCACGCCAUCAACCAGACCAUACUCAACGUCCCUGGAACCAGAGCAAUGGUGGAAACCAACGGUGUCGGGGGAUUUCAAUUAACAUUACAAAGAGGUGACAAUGAACCAGAAAGCAUCAUCUGGAUAGGUCGUAACUUCCCUGACCCCACCACUGUCGUGUCUACCAACCCACUGAUCCUAAGUUACGAUGACUUCAAUACCACGGUGACCAUCUCCGGCACAAACGUCACUGGCAAUAGGACCGGCCAAAUCAUCUCUGUCGCCUGGGACUCUCCGAAGGAAUAUGAUCUUGAAGACUGUGUUGAUUAUGGCACCCACCAAUGGUAUGGAGGGCCUCAGCAGAAGGGGCAGUAUUGGCCCAUCCAAAACUUGAACUUCAGCGAAUAUUCGUACGUCACCAAGGAGGCAGACAAUUGUGGAGUGGCCGAGAGAUACUGGCUCAACUCUGCUGGAGUCUUCUACUACUUCGACAAAAAGGUUCCACUAUUCGUCGAUUCUAAGAACUUACUUAACAACUCAGCAUGCUUCAUCGCCAAAGUCCAACCACCAUAUUCGAGCAAACGAACAAGAAACUACCUCAUCUAUGACAUCGCGAUCUUCGAAGACGUGAGGAAAGCUCACGAAUAUGCUGUUGAAACGUACCUGAAGAAACCAACAGGGUACCCCGACGAAUUGAUGAUCAAAUACCCAAUUUGGUCAACUUGGGCAAGAUAUAAAAGGGAUGUCAAUCACGCUGUAGUACUAGAGUUUGCUGAUGAAAUUACUAAAUAUGGUUUCCCGAACAGCCAGUUUGAGCUGGACGAUUUGUGGGAGAUAUGCUAUGGGUCUCUGACGGUGAAUACUACCAGGUUUCCAAGCAUGAAGGAGACUAUAGCUAUACUAAAACAGAAGGGAUACAGGACCACCAUGUGGGCCCACCCCUUCCUGAACAAAGGGUGCGAUCCUUGGUAUACCAAUGCGAAGGAUUUAGGCUACAUUGUAUCUUCGGAGACUGGUGAAGUUGACACCAGCUGGUGGAAUGACAACGGUACCAUCGGUUCCUACAUCGACUUCUCCAAGGAGACUGUCAGGAAGUGGUACAUGGACCGGCUGAUUAGACUGCAGAAUGAAACUGGUGUGGACGCGUACAAGUUUGAUGGUGGCGAGACCAGCUGGUCGCCUACUGUGGCCGUCCUCCAAGGUGACAUUUACGAGCACCCGAAUCUCAUAACCACAGACUACGUCAGGACAGUCGCAGCUUUUGGAUCCCUGGUGGAAGUUAGAGUUGGAUUUGGAACUCAAGACCUUCCAAUCUUCGUACGGAUGAUCGACAAGGAUACUUACUGGGACUUCCGCAACGGCCUAGCAACCUUAAUCACGACGCUGUUCCAAAUGAACAUCAAUGGCUACCCUCUGGUGCUCCCUGACAUGAUCGGAGGGAACGGGUACAACGAGCCUCCUUCCAGGGAACUGUUCGUCAGGUGGUUACAAGCUAACACCUUCAUGCCAAGUCUGCAGUUCUCUUAUGUACCCUGGGACUAUGAUGAUGAGAUCAUAGAAAUAAGCAAGAAGUUUGUGAAUCUUCACGCGGAAUACGCUCCAAACAUCAUCGAAGCCUGCAAGAAGGCGGUCAGUGACGGCGCUCCGGUCAACAUGCCCAUCUGGUGGAUAGCACCCAACGAUACACAAGCGCACGCUAUUUGGGACGAAUACCUCCUGGGAGAAAAGAUCCUUGUAGCGCCAGUGGUGACUGAUGGCGCUAGAUCCAGGGACAUCUACCUUCCAGCAGGCACUUGGUAUGACCAGGGGGACAAGAGCAAGGUCAUCACAGGCCCCAUCACACUGAAGAACUACUCCGCACCUUUGGACACGCUCCCAUUCUUCAUAAAGGGUAACUCAGAAGCUCCUGUGUACUCUGCUCUCCUGGUAUUUAUAGGAGUAGUAACUAAUUUGUUGUAUAGUUGUGUAGUAAAGUUUAAUAAAUGAAUAAAUAUUUUUUUAUAAUUGUAUGUUGUUUACUACUUAACUAUGUGAUAUUUUCUUUUGAAUAAAAAUUGUUUUA
This is a messenger RNA of Spodoptera frugiperda (fall armyworm), 2237 nucleotides long. Its product is annotated as myogenesis-regulating glycosidase. NCBI's taxonomy places the organism in Eukaryota, Metazoa, Arthropoda, Insecta, Lepidoptera, Noctuidae. The transcript has 9 exons. Bases 149 to 2161 code for a protein of 670 amino acids. The record is from RefSeq and is a predicted model, not a curated record. Gene Ontology annotation, biological process: carbohydrate metabolic process. Gene Ontology annotation, molecular function: hydrolase activity, hydrolyzing O-glycosyl compounds.